CAUUAUCUUCUAGCUGUGGUGAUGAUCUUCUUCCUAUUCUUUCGUCAAACAGCACAUUUACGCUUUAGGGGAGAAACUAUUGCUUGUUAGAGAAGUUGGACGUGUCAAUGUCUCAAUACUGUUAGGAGCGGACUUUUCAAAUUCUUUCUUCACACAUUCAAAUGAGUUCAAAUCGAGCUUGUGUAUUGAGAUGGGGUAAAAAUCUCUAUGAUAUUGAUGUUGCGGAUGAGACGGGAUUGGAGUUUAAAAAGCGUAUUGAAGAGUUAACGAGCGUUCCUGUGAAGAAACAGAAUAUCGUUUGUAACGCCUUAUGGAAGGGGUUUUUGGAUGACUCGUUCCAGUUUAAUGCAGUUUCUAUUCCCGCCUACUGCUCGUUCGUUCUAAUUGCUUCUUCGAACAUAUCAGUUGCUGAAAUAUCAAGUGGAGGAUUUGUGGAAAAUCUUUCUGAGAGUGAGGCCAGAUCGAAGGGUUAUCUUGCCCCCGCAGGUCUGACAAACCUAAUGAACACUUGUUACGCCAACUCUGUAGUCCAGGUUCUCCACAAUAUCCCCGAAUUGAAAGAGGGCGUGAUGUCUUACAGUCUCAACAACAAUCCUGGCGGGACUCCUGGCGCUCUUGUGCAGAAGCUGCGCGACACCUUCAGUGAUCUUGACAAAUCGACGGAGGCAGUUCGUCCGUUCGCCUUCAUCAACGAAAUUCGUCGCAGCGAAGUGUUCGGACAUCGCGAACGCGGUUUGUACCAGCAGCAAGACGCGGAAGAGUUCUGUACCUACGUGCUGAACGCGAUUUCGGCGACUCUUCCCACUCACACGUCCACUGGAACCUCCAACCUGGUGGACGAUCUGUUCCAGAUUGGCUUUCGCUGCACAUAUUUGUGUCCCGAGUCGGGCGAGUCCUACGUGACGGACGAGCACGCGGAAAAGCUGUUCUGCAACAUCCGAGGCGGCGCGAACGAGGAAGUGAAGGUGAACUUUCUGGCGCAGGGAUUGAAACUGGGUCUGGAGGGCGAGGUGGAGAAGCACUCGGACGUGCUGGGCCGCACGGCGCUGUGGAAGAAAACGAUGGAGAUCAGCAGUCUGCCGAAGUAUCUGUGCGUGAUGUUCAUGCGGUUCUACUGGAAGCAGCUGCCCGAGACGCGCGAGGGCGGCAUCGCGUGCAAGAUCAUGCGAGCGGUGGAGUUCCCGUUCCGACUGGACAUCAGCGAGUUCUGCACCCCGGAAGUGAGGCUGGCGAUGAACAUGGUGCGCGACACGCUGGAGAGCGAGCAGUACCAGGACUGCGUGAAGGACUAUGGGGACAGUCCGGACUUGAAGAACGGAAUCCUGCAAUCGCUGCUGGAAGACAGCGCGGUGCCAACGAGCUCCGAAAUGCCGGUGGGGUUCGCGGGGUUCUACGAGCUGUCCGGGAUCGUUUCGCACAUGGGAGACUCGGUGAAAGGCGGACAUUACAUUGGGUGGGUGAAGAACAAGGGGAAGUGGUUUAAGUGCGACGAUGACAAGGUGAGCGCGGUCACCAGGCAGACGAUUCGGCAGUUGAAGGGAGGAAGCGAAGCGCAGUCGGUGUAUCUCUGCUUUUAUCGUUAUGUUGAUUCGAAUUUAUAG
Messenger RNA from Blastocystis hominis, 1601 nucleotides. RefSeq lists its product as hypothetical. The transcript has 10 exons. Gene Ontology annotation, molecular function: proteasome binding; cysteine-type deubiquitinase activity. The coding region runs from base 162 to 1601 and encodes 479 amino acids. The record is from RefSeq and is a predicted model, not a curated record. Gene Ontology annotation, biological process: proteasome-mediated ubiquitin-dependent protein catabolic process; protein deubiquitination; regulation of proteasomal protein catabolic process. Lineage: Eukaryota; Bigyra; Opalinata; Blastocystidae.